Aphanomyces astaci is the source of this 1338-nucleotide messenger RNA. RefSeq lists its product as hypothetical. The transcript has 4 exons. The record is from RefSeq and is a predicted model, not a curated record. Bases 1 to 1338 code for a protein of 445 amino acids. Lineage: Eukaryota; Oomycota; Saprolegniomycetes; Saprolegniales; Verrucalvaceae. Gene Ontology annotation, cellular component: membrane. Gene Ontology annotation, molecular function: D-arabinono-1,4-lactone oxidase activity; FAD binding.
AUGGUGGCACUAUCGAAGGUUGUCCUUGUCCUGUGUGCGGCGACGCAAGCGGCCGCGGCGUGGACCAACUGGGACACGCGUCAAGCAUGUUAUCCCACGAAAGACGUCAGUCCUGCGUCUGUGGUGGAGCUCCAAGCAGCCGUCAAGGCGGCAACGAGUCUCCGUGUCGCGGGUGCAGGUCACUCGUUCUCGCCCAUCGUGUUAACCAACGCGACCCUUAUCACGCUCAACAACUACGCAUCCGUCGUAUCGUUCGACACCACCACCAUCACCGUCCAAGCCGGCAUGCCUCUGUACGCAAUCAACUCGUACCUUGAAACCAGACGUCGUGCGUUGCCGAAUCUCGGCGCCGUGGCCGUUCAAACUGCCGCCGGCGCCACCCAGACAGGAACCCACGGCACGGGCAAGACGGGCAGCAUCUCGUCGGGAAUCGUCGGGAUGGACUUGAUUGCUGCCAACGGAACCAUCCUCACGCUCAAGUCUGGCUCGCCGCUUCUGGAUGCCGCGCGAGUGGGCAUGGGGGCGUUGGGUGUCGUGAGCACCAUCACAUUCCAGCACGUUCCCAUUUGGCGCAUGGAGCAAAUCACGUUUACGCUGUCCCUGGCUUCGUUUCAGCAAAACCUCCGCCUCUUGCAAGCGGUACAUUCAUCAUAUAUGUCCGGUCAUCGCUUAUCUUUGUCAUGUAGACCGACAACGCAGUCUGUGACGGUUAUCCUCCGCGUAAACACAACCAGAGCAGUGACCGCGGCGGGGGGAUGCUGGGGCGGCCGCUCGGCAGCGCCAACGUCGCCGCCGCCGCUCGGCUGGUCGAGAUGGCCGGCGGGGGCGUAUGCAUGCAUCGACGUCAGCUACAAGACGUUGGGCGUCGACGGCAGGAACAACAUGAUUGGUGGGUUGUUCACUGAGACCGAGCUCAUGAUCGGCGCCGACAACGAUCUGCAAGCCCUUACGGAGCUCCUGGCGGUGCAUAAAACGUUGUCGCAUUCGACAUUGGUGACGCUGUUCCUCGGGAUGCGGUACGUUGAACCGGACAACGGGUGGUUGUCCCCGUUCUACAACCGUCGGACGGUGGUUGUGUCGUCGAUAGUGUACCACAGCACAACGUCGUCGCAGUUUGCGGCGGAGAUCGCGCCUCUCCAUCAAGCGAUGCACCGCGCACUGGCCAAGUACGACGCCCGGCCCCAUCCAGGAAAGAACAACUACUUCAACGCAACCGACAUGCGACGGGUGUACCCCAAAUUUCAAGCCUUUGUUCAGUUGCAAACAUCGCUGGAUCCCACAUCCAAGUUUGUGAAUCCAUAUAUAAGCAAGUUGCUGCACGGGCCAAGCAACUCGUAG